AAGGUAUCGAUUGCUGUUAUUGCGCAAGUACUGUAGUGAACCUUCUCUAUAAAACGUGGUUAUUCAUCAGAGAAAGGCGCAGCAGAAACUGGUACUUUGCUCUUCGAUACAGAUCAUCAUAAAGAUUUUCCAAAAACAGAAAACAUGAACUUGACUUUGUUAAUGUUGGUCUUCUGCCUGUUGAUUUGUUCGUCUUUAAGCACUCCAUAUUAUGGAUCUGAUAACUCUCUAGACGACUACAACGAUGGACUGACUCGAUACUUACUCUACACUAGAAAGAGAAGUUGCAUCAGACGCGGUGGUUUCUGCGACAAUAGGCCAAAUGAUUGUUGUUUCAACUCUUCAUGUCGCUGCAACCUCUGGGGAACCAACUGUCGAUGUCAGAGACCGGGACUCUUUCAGAAAUGGGGAAAGUAAAAUGCCGUUUGCAGGUUGUUUUUGAAGAAGAGGAAGAAGAAAAGCCGAACUUGGUGUAGACGGAGCCCUGUUGUUUUGGGCAUCGACACUACAUUGUGGACAUUAUAGAUAAUAUAUGUUUGAUAAAUAUAUAUUUCCAACUCCACAAUGUAACCUUCCAAAGGCGGAAUUCUUUUGGAAACACGUGGUGUUAAUCCAUUCAUUUUAACCCGUUGUGCUAUGUAAUUUGUUGUGUUAUAUUCCCUUUAAAGUAUAUAAAGGCCGUAAGCAGAAUAAAAAAGUAACUUUGUGCA
This is a messenger RNA of Centruroides sculpturatus (bark scorpion), 710 nucleotides long. Its product is annotated as U8-agatoxin-Ao1a-like. Gene Ontology annotation, cellular component: extracellular region. The record is from RefSeq and is a predicted model, not a curated record. Gene Ontology annotation, molecular function: ion channel inhibitor activity. Lineage: Eukaryota; Metazoa; Arthropoda; Arachnida; Scorpiones; Buthidae. The coding region runs from base 145 to 417 and encodes 90 amino acids. The transcript has 4 exons.